Molecule: messenger RNA, 333 nt
Organism: Tilletiaria anomala UBC 951
Lineage: Eukaryota; Fungi; Basidiomycota; Exobasidiomycetes; Georgefischeriales; Tilletiariaceae
Product: 60s ribosomal protein l34-b
Exons: 2
Biological process (GO): translation
Cellular component (GO): ribosome
Molecular function (GO): structural constituent of ribosome
Source: RefSeq, a predicted model, not a curated record
AUGGCCCAACGAGUCACUCUCCGUAAGCGUACGCCGUACAACACCAAGUCCAACCGGCGUCGUGUCAUCAAGACCCCGGGCGGCAAGCUUCGUUACCUUCACAUCAAGAAGCUUCCCACUGCGCCGAAAUGCGGUGACUGCCACACGAAGCUGCCAGGUAUUGAGGCUCUCCGGCCUCGGGAGUACGCCAAUGUCAGCAAGACAAAGAAGACUGUCAACCGGGCAUACGGUGGAAGCCGAUGCGCAAACUGCGUCAGGACAAGAAUCAUCCGCGCUUUCCUUGUCGAGGAGGCCAAGAUUGUCAAGCAGGUUGUCAAGAAUGCUGCCAAGGCC